CUGUUACAUAAUACAUCUUUUAUUUUCAAAAUUAGAUUCAUUCGAAUAUCUUGAAUAAUUUAUUAGUCUCGACUAUUCGACUAUUCGGUUAGUAUUGUAUUCAUGAUGUUAUAUAAUUUAUAUUCGACAACUUAUUUUCGAUCUCGCCCAGAAAGUUGAGUAGAUUGAAUAUUCGCGGAUAACAUGACGGACACACCUGUGGUGGCAACACUGUAAAACGGAAAUGCGCAGCAAGUCAGAGCACGGAAUCUCUAGCGGUCAGUACGCAGCUGUGCCUCAUGUGUUUAUCAAUAUGGCGUCUGUCGUUUGAUUUGAAUUUGUUCGUUAGCCUAAGGCUUGCCCGACGCGAGUGUUGUGCUGCCGAUCGUGAGGAAGAGUUCUAUGAGGUCUUGGCGACUGGUGUUGAAUUGACGUCCACGUUUCCUCGACUACGCACAAUGGAUAACUUCAUAAAAAUAGAGAAAAUCGGAGAAGGUACGUAUGGAGUAGUAUAUAAAGGAAAGCACAAGAAGACUGGAGAAAUUGUAGCGAUGAAGAAGAUUCGUUUGGAAAGUGAUGACGAGGGAAUACCAUCGACUGCUAUUAGAGAAAUUUCAUUGCUUAAAGAGUUAUCUCACCCAAACAUAGUUAGCUUGAUCGAUGUGUUAAUGGAAGAAUCAAAACUUUAUCUUAUUUUCGAGUAUCUCACCAUGGACUUGAAAAAAUAUAUGGAUAGUUUAGGCAACAAGAUGAUGGAACCAACUGUAGUCAAAUCAUACUUAUAUCAGAUUACACGUGCAAUUUUGUUUUGUCACAAGCGUAGAAUAUUGCAUCGUGAUUUGAAGCCACAGAAUUUGCUGAUUGAUAAGACUGGUAUCAUCAAAGUAGCAGACUUUGGACUAGGAAGAGCCUUCGGAAUUCCAGUCAGAAUAUAUACACAUGAAGUUGUAACUCUAUGGUAUAGAGCACCUGAAAUUCUUCUCGGUGCUACUAGAUAUUCAUGUGCGAUUGAUAUGUGGAGUAUUGGAUGUAUCUUCGCAGAGAUGGCAACCAAAAAACCAUUGUUUCAGGGAGACAGUGAAAUUGAUCAACUUUUCAGGAUAUUUCGGAUACUAAGAACGCCGACAGAAGAAAUAUGGCCAGGCGUAACACAAUUGUCGGAUUACAAAGCGACAUUCCCGAACUGGAUGACGAAUAAUUUGGAGUCGCAAGUAAACACGCUGGAUGCAGAUGGAUUAGAUCUAUUGCAGGCUAUGCUCACAUAUGACCCCGUGUACAGAAUAUCUGCUCGGGCGGCAUUACAACAUCCAUACUUUAGCGAUUUGGAUACCUACAAAAUACCUGCUGCAUAAAACAGAAAUCACUCGAAAAGGAAAGAAAAAAGGAAUAAAUUGUUAUUUCACAUUUUAAUCGUGUGACUACGUGAAGAGUAUGUC
Molecule: messenger RNA, 1415 nt
Organism: Pogonomyrmex barbatus (red harvester ant)
Lineage: Eukaryota; Metazoa; Arthropoda; Insecta; Hymenoptera; Formicidae
Gene: Cdk1
Product: Cyclin-dependent kinase 1
Biological process (GO): G2/M transition of mitotic cell cycle; mitotic G2 DNA damage checkpoint signaling; protein phosphorylation
Cellular component (GO): nucleus
Molecular function (GO): cyclin-dependent protein serine/threonine kinase activity; ATP binding
Source: RefSeq, a predicted model, not a curated record